CUUCCACAUUGCAGAAAUCGGAAUUAUCUCGAAGCCCAUCAUCCAAUAUCAGGUUUCCCAAUUCCCAUUCUAUAAAAGAGGCUGAUUCCUCUGUGGCAGAAGUGGUAGGAGCGGAGCCCAGAACAGCUGCCGAGACCUGGAGACUCAGGUACCAAGAGAUGUUUCUAGUUGAGAGCCUCGUUGUCCUUUGUGGGUUGCUGGCCCAGAGCUCGGCCCAGUUGGCAGGACUGCCCUUACCCCUGGGCCAGGGUCUGCCCUUGCCCCUGGACCAGGGUCUGCCCUUGCCCCUAGACCAGGGCCUGCCUUUGGCUGUGACCCCAGAUCUGCUUUCAAAUCCCACAGAUCAUCUUUCUGGAAGCUUCACAGAUGCUCUAAGUGGUGGCCUGCUGUCUGGGGGUCUGCUGGGCAUUUUGGAAAAUAUUCCACUCCUGGAUAUACUAAAGUCUGGAGGAGGCAAUACCAACGGCCUGGUUGGGGGCCUACUUGGAAAACUGACAUCAUCUAUCCCUCUCCUGAACAACAUUCUUGACAUAAAAAUCACCGAUCCCCAGCUGUUGGAACUUGGCCUUGUGCAGAGCCCUGAUGGUCAUCGUCUCUAUGUCACCAUCCCCCUAGGCCUGACACUCAAAUUGAAUACGCCCAUGGUUGGAAGUCUUUUGAAAUUGGCUGUGAAGCUGAACAUCACCGCAGAAGUCUUAGCCGUGAAAGACAAUCAGGGGAAGAUCCACCUGGUCCUCGGUGACUGCACCCACUCCCCUGGCAGCCUGCAAAUCACCUUGCUCAAUGGAGUCACUCCACUUCAAAGUGUCUUAGACAACCUCACAGGGAUAUUGACUAAAGUUCUUCCUGACCUGGUGCAAGGCAAGGUGUGUCCUCUGGUCAAUGGGAUUCUCAGCCAUUUGGAUGUCACCCUGGUGCAUGACAUUGCUGAAUUACUGAUCCAUGGAUUACAAUUUGUCAUCAAGGUCUAGGCUCCCCAGGAAGGGAGGAUUGGCCUUAAUGGAGCUGAGAAGAAUUGCAGCUGCUCAGCCUCUUGCCCAUCUUCCCAUGUCUCACAAAAGGAGGCCUGUGUCCUAGAAAAUGAUAUGCCUGCCUCUCCCCAAGGAACCUGAUCUCCUCCUUUCUCAUCAGGAAUGAUUAAUCCCGUUACCAUUACUAAAUAAAAUAGCUCUUCAUCUGCA
Molecule: messenger RNA, 1181 nt
Organism: Mesocricetus auratus (golden hamster)
Lineage: Eukaryota; Metazoa; Chordata; Mammalia; Rodentia; Cricetidae
Gene: Bpifa1
Product: BPI fold containing family A member 1
Exons: 9
Coding region: 159-971 (270 amino acids)
Biological process (GO): antibacterial humoral response; innate immune response; immune response in nasopharyngeal-associated lymphoid tissue
Molecular function (GO): lipid binding
Source: RefSeq, a predicted model, not a curated record